AUGAAUAUGUACCAAGGCCUACGUACAAUAAGACGGACGGUCCAAGAAGUGUGGGUGUACAUCUCUGUGGGACUCAUGCCUCUUACCAUGAUUCCGUUUGUUUAUGUACUCACGCCGAAUCAAGAAAAUGCAAAAAGGGCAAUGAUCCAGGACUACAAAAUAUAUCCGGAUUGUGUCUAUGACAUCAACUCUGUCAUUGUCUGUAACCCUUUGAACAAUUGUGCUAUCAUUUUUGCAAUCCUGAAUUUGGCCAAUGUGUUUGGCUCCACUUUUAUAAUAUUUUAUGCCACUCAUAAGGCGUAUAUGCUAUUGUCCAAACGAAUGCUGACAAAAUCUAAUAAAACGAAAAGAAUGCAUCAGAAAUUCAAUAAAAGAACCCGGCUACAAGUAGGUGGAAACUGA
This is a messenger RNA of Caenorhabditis briggsae, 402 nucleotides long. The coding region runs from base 1 to 402 and encodes 133 amino acids. The transcript is spliced from 2 exons. Lineage: Eukaryota; Metazoa; Nematoda; Chromadorea; Rhabditida; Rhabditidae. The record is from RefSeq and is a predicted model, not a curated record.